ACACAGCUACAUUGACGUUAUUAUUAUAACCCUACAGUUGUUUUCUUUGAUUUAAGGAAUAAUACGCACACCAGCAAUAAGAUAUUAUGUGAAGUAAGUGGUCUACUAGUCCGAUUUUGCAUUCGACUUGUACUUUGGUUCAACGCGACGAUUUUAACUCGGAAGAUGAUUUCCCCAACUCUUUAUAUCACCUUCCUGGGUGUUUUAUUUGCAUCUGGAGCAAUGGGUCAAUCAUAUGAGAACAAUCGCUGUAGAUGUGUUUGCCCCAGCAUGUCUACAGUGACAAAUAGUACUUUAAGAAGUCAUCAGACCAAAAUACUACACAUUGCAAAUGUUCAACCUCACCAAUGUAAAUGUGAGUCAGUGAUUCUUCCUAAUAUUAUUGAUCAUAUCCAGGGAAAAGGGCCGGAGUUUUGCCAGAGAUGUGAAUGCAAAUAUGAGGCGCGCAACACCAAUAUAAUCAAGUUUGUUGUUAUUAUUGUAAUUUGGGUCAUUUCCAUCCUGGUAAUCUACAUGGCUUUCCUGAUUAUUUUGGAUCCACUGCUCAAUAAAAGGAAUAAAGGUAGCUAUCAGGAGCACACCAAUGAAGAAGAUGAGAGUGCAGCUGGGGUGAGUGGACCUGGCAUGUCACAUAAUAUGAGCGUCAGAGGCAAUGUUUUGAAUCGCGUUGGGCAUCAGCAGGAUAAAUGGAAGCGCCAGGUGAAAGAACAGCGACGUAAUAUUUAUGAUAGGCAUACUAUGCUUAAUUGAAACUCUUAUAUGCAAUACAUUAAAAAUAUGUAACAUAACUUAUUCCUUUAAACAUUUAAAUAAUUGUAAUACAUGGUAUAGUCGUAAAACAAGAGUUAUUCGUUGUUUUGUGAUAAUUUUAUUUACUCUGUAAACACUUAUUUUCUUGUUUCAUUCUCAUGUUAAAGUGUUGGGAGACAAGUAUAUAUCAAUUGUAAAAGUAA
Dalotia coriaria is the source of this 953-nucleotide messenger RNA. RefSeq lists its product as uncharacterized. Gene Ontology annotation, cellular component: lysosomal membrane. The record is from RefSeq and is a predicted model, not a curated record. Lineage: Eukaryota; Metazoa; Arthropoda; Insecta; Coleoptera; Staphylinidae. Bases 166 to 750 code for a protein of 194 amino acids. The transcript is spliced from 4 exons.